UCCUCUCGCGUUCCGAAUUGGCUUGGCUUCCUUCUCGCUCGCCGUAGUUAUCCCCAAGAUGGCGGGGGCCGGUGACGUGCCGGUCCGGGUUUGCAAUCAGGAGAUUGUCAAAUUCGACCUGGAGAUUAAAGCCGCCGUACAGGAUAUCCGGGAUUGUACAGGCCCUGUAAGUGCGCUUGCAGAAUUGAAUGCCAAAGUAAAAGAAAAAUUCCAGCAUGUACGACUCAGAAUACAAGAACUUGAACAGAUGGCUAAGGAGCAAGAUAAAGAAUCAGAAAAACAAGUAUUACUCCAAGAAGUAGAGAACCAUAAAAAGCAAAUGCUCAGCAAUCAGACAGCCUGGCGUAAGGCAAACCUAGCUUGCAAAAUUGCAAUUGACAAUUCUGAGAAAGAUGAAUUGCUGCGAGGAGGAGAUCCUUUACGACAAAGAAAGUCUACUAAGGAAAGUCUGGCAGAGGGGGCAAGUAACAUCACAGAGAGCCUGAUGGGAAUUAGCAGAAUGAUGUCUCAGCAGGUUCAGCAGAGUGAGGAAACCAUGCAAUCUCUAGUUAGUUCUUCGCGAACUAUCUUGGAUGCCAAUGAGGAGUUUAAGUCCAUGUCUGGAACAAUUCAGCUGGGGCGAAAGCUUAUUACAAAGUAUAACCGCAGAGAGCUGACUGAUAAAUUGCUCAUCUUUCUUGCCCUUGCCUUGUUUUUGGCCACUGUGCUUUACAUCUUGAAGAAAAGACUAUUUCCAUUUUUGUGAUCAUUUUAGGUGAAAGGAAGAAGCAUGACUGUGGGGGGAAAAAGAAAGGCAGUAUAUUGCAAAAAGGCUCCUGACAGAAGAAACUUCCAUUAGGCAAAACUUUACAUUGAACUAGUGAGCCAAAUGAGCAGCAGGUUAGAACAAGAGGAAAAAGUGCUUGUUUGCUCUGAGGCUGGAAGGCUGUACCACUUGUCAUAUUCUAUAUGAGACAUAUUCCUACAUCCCUCAUCUUUGGCCAUUUCUACCCCCUUUCUCAGUUCAGUACAGAACUGAGAGAACUAAAAGAAUACUAAUAAACAUGUAUAAAUAUAUUGUAUAUUAUACCUUUGGUAAAGUAGAUGUGAAUGCCAGUACUGUGAAAAUCUUACAAAUUAAAGGAAGCAAGGUGUAUAAGAAGCCUUAUUACUGGUUCUUUUUGAAUGAUAAAAAAAUGACCAUUUCCUUAGAUUAUCUCCAGAAAAAGCAAUGAGGCAAAUCUCCAAAUGCCUUUUUAGUUGAUGGGUCUAUAUUAUUCAUUUAUAUGUUUCUCUUGCCAGUAUUAUUUAGAUAGAUUUCUUCACUUCAUCCCAGAUUCUAGUUCUCCCCCUAUGUAGGGAAUGACUACACUGGAUGACUGGGCCAAUUAAUCUCUCUCAGAUCUAGAUUACUUCCAGGUAAUCAAAAAAAAAAUCUCUAUCAAUUGUACUGGACCAGUGUACUAGAUUAUACCCAUGGCCUUCGCGAAGAGGACUUCAUCCUGCACUGGAUUGAUUCAGCUUGAUUGUAAUACACUAAAUGUUUGUUAUUGUAUUGAAGGAAGUGAAAAAAUGGUACAGUAAAUAUGUUUUCCUCAUUUCUACUGUAAAUAGAGGUGGAUAGAGGGCAGAUGAAAAAGAUCACUGUUCAUGAUUAUAGACCAAGUAUAUUUUAGUUUAUAAGCCACUUUUGAAAUCUUUUAUCUAUAAACUGUCCAGAGUCGCUCUAUGAGUGAGAUGGGCGGUAUCCAAAUUUAAGAAAUAAAUAAAUCUUGCCAAGAAAACUCCAGGGAGUUGGACUGGUAAUUGCCAGGACUCAACACUGACUGGAAGCCCUGUGUGUGCACACUUAGCCGUGCGCGCACAAACACACACAUUGAGACUGUGGUUUUGUGUGUAUGCCACAAGAUGGCACUGAAGGACCAUAUUUCUAAAAAUAACGGACUGUUCUUUAAUUUGCAGCUUUGAAUAGGCAACUAUUCAAAAUAAUAGUGUUGCCUUAAAGCAUAAAAUGCUAGACAGAGGGGAGUCAAAGAAGCAAACUGCACUUAAAAAGAAAUUACUGAUCGAGCUCUGGUAUAUUUUGCACUAAUGCUUAUAUUUGUCUUUAGUUCUCUUAUUAAAUUAAUAUUUAUUUCAAUCUUAACAAGCAAAAGAACUAUAUAAACAUUGUUAUACGUUUGCAUGUGAUACGACUAGAUUAACUUUUUUUUUAUUAUGUUUAAAAACCAACUUCUGAAAGAGUUCUCUGGCAUACUGUAAGAGUGUAAAAUAUGCCGUGAGUGUGUAGAAUUCAGUUGAGAUCCCAACAUACAGAUAAAUCUCAGUGAAGAUAGGAUGAGCUACAAUCUAAGGCAGUGUUUCUCAACGUUGGUGACUUUAAGUCCUGUGGACUUCAACUCCCAGAAUCCCCCAGCCAGCACAGGACUUAAAGUCGCCAACGUUGAGAAACACUGGUCUAAGGUCUUAUGCAAUUGUGUGGCUGAGAGCCCCCUACUUUGUGGUGUGGCCCAAAACAUCCAGUAAAUUGACCCAUGCUGAGAGGCUGGUUUUCUUUAAAAACCCAUAAUAAUAGUGGUCCAAUUGAUAAACUGCAGUCUAGUUUUCAUCAAUUGGAUUAGCCACUUUAACCACAAAUGCCUAUAUGUCAAAUCUGGGAGACAUUUUCUUUGACUAAAGAACUUUUUCCAAGACGCUGGCUUUCAAUUCCAUUCUAUAAUUUAUGAAAUUGAACAUCAUCAACAAAAGAAAGCAGAGCAAGGAGGCCGUGACUAAAAACAGUUGAGCAGGAGGCUCAAAGGACCUCUCCACCUGCACACCUGCAGUGAGCCCUGGCAAUGCGCUGAAACUAAAAAUCUUACUUAAUGAAAGCACAGUUGACUAAUUCAACUAUAUUGGUUCUGUUGGUUUUAUUUGGCUAUCUCUGUGAUUAAUUAGUAAGUUCUCUCCUUUUGUUUGUAUAUUUCUCAUUAUCCAAUAAAUUCUAUUUUUAUGCCUAUA
Thamnophis elegans (Western terrestrial garter snake) is the source of this 2979-nucleotide messenger RNA. RefSeq names its product BCL2 interacting protein 1 (gene BNIP1). The transcript has 6 exons. The record is from RefSeq and is a predicted model, not a curated record. Gene Ontology annotation, biological process: retrograde vesicle-mediated transport, Golgi to endoplasmic reticulum. Gene Ontology annotation, molecular function: SNAP receptor activity. Gene Ontology annotation, cellular component: endoplasmic reticulum; SNARE complex. Lineage: Eukaryota; Metazoa; Chordata; Lepidosauria; Squamata; Natricidae. The coding region runs from base 59 to 745 and encodes 228 amino acids.